Messenger RNA from Penicillium diatomitis, 300 nucleotides. RefSeq names its product NADH dehydrogenase [ubiquinone] 1 beta subcomplex subunit 9. NCBI's taxonomy places the organism in Eukaryota, Fungi, Ascomycota, Eurotiomycetes, Eurotiales, Aspergillaceae. The transcript is spliced from 5 exons. Gene Ontology annotation, biological process: mitochondrial electron transport, NADH to ubiquinone. Bases 1 to 300 code for a protein of 99 amino acids. The record is from RefSeq and is a predicted model, not a curated record.
AUGUCUCAGACUACCGUGACGUCAUUAUACCGACGGGCCCUGAAGCAGUCGCUGGACUGGGCCGUGCAGCGAUCCCUCUGGCGCGGUCAGGCCGUCUACAUUCGCUCUCUCUUUGAUGCCAACAAGGAUAUCCGGGAUCCUCGCCAGCAGCAGAUCUUGUUGCGGGAGACGGAGAAGUUGCUGAAUGAGUGGAAGCAUCCUGACCCCUACCGACCUCCCACGGCGCCCGGUGGAAACAAGUGGGAGCGCAACCUGCCUGCCCCAAUUCUGCCGUACGCUGCGCCUCCCGGUGCUCACUAG